CCACUCAUUUUUAUAUCCUUUCUUGAAUUUAGAAGAAAUAAAUUGAAGGCUAACUACGCCACUCGGUAGCUAGCUAGCUAGCAAGCAAGCACUUUAUGCGCAUGCGUGAUUACCCAGGUGUCAGAAAAGGUCAGAUGUCAGACUGGCUGCCCUGUAUGUCAAUCAAGUGACAAAUUGCAUAGUGAGGAUGGAUGAUAGGCUGACGUCUAUUUUUUUUAAUACCAUGUGAUCAACGCACGUUCGGUCGCUUAGCAACUCGCGCCACGACGCGCGCGAGCUUUGUACCCUGUACCCUGCGGUGGGCGCAGCGCAGACCACGUUCAGUGUGAAACGGUACCGCCCCCGUUGAGAAACCCUGCACUAAACUGACAAGUUGAACAAGGUGGUCAUUAUUCAUACUAAUUCGUUAGCAUUUUAACACUAAGCUCAUAUGCUGAACAAGUUUGGGCUGAUCAUCUCCAGGUCUGGAGAGGAGACUGAGCCUCAUCUCAUUAAUCUCCACCAUGUGUGUUUCCUGUCAGCGGUGACAGAUGACCUGCCCUUCAACUCUCUGCCGCCCUGUGGAGGAGAUGCGCCGUCAAUCAGAGACCAUUUCGGUUAGGAAAGAUGAAGCUGUGGAGGGUGACGCCACUGCUGAUGACGGCGCUGGUGAUGGUGUUUGUGUGUGAUUCUGCUUAUUUCUGCCUCCAGGAAACAUGAAGCGGUGACAUCAGCCUGUUGUUGAGCACCUCUGUCUCCUCACAAAUGAGCUGAUAAUUUAUGGGAGCGAGAGAGCAGGGUUUGGUGGAGGGGAGCAUUACAGCAGUGCAGUACUGGAACUCAUGAAUAUCAUUCUGGCCAGCGUCCAUGUGCAAGGUGAAGGAGACGUGUCUCUUGUCCUGGCAUUCCUCUCCAUGUCGAGUGCAUAAAAACCUCGGACGGUUCAGACUCCUCGGCAUGUGGGCGAUUGCAGCAGACGGGCUGAUUUCAACACAGACGGGGAACUUUAAUUUUCUGUUGUUUGCUCUCCCUGUGACAGAUUCUCCUCCCUCGUUACAAAUAGUUAAGAUGAUGAACAGCUGUUGUGUGUCUGUGUGUGGCCACAGUGGUUUUGGGUGUAGCUCGCUCAAUAUGUAAUACUUUUAAUGGUUAUUUAUUUUGUCAUGUCUCGGGACUGAACCCUCUGUUGGCCUCCUGAAGUAGAAGCGACAGACGAGGGCGGUUGGCGUCCCCUCCACGUCUGCGCUCUUUGGUUGUUGAUGCGUCUGUGCCGGGCCCCUGUUUGUGAGAUAUGACAGGCCCCCGGUGCCCUGGCCCCCCUGUGGGACAGACAUAACCGAAGGGGUGAGCCUGGGCUAAGGCCCGUCACUCACCGAUUGUCUCACUGCUGUCUGAGAGUUGCUGCCCUUUUCCUUCUUUUCUCCACAAACACUGUGAGAAGACAAGUUUAUGGGCAAACAUCCGUUCCCUCCAUUCUGCAGCAGAGGGAUUUGAGUCCUAAAGCAGAGAGAGGCAGCCUGGCUCGUCAUCCCUGCAGUGUGCACUCUGGCAGCAGCUCCUCGCAGAGACAGGGAGAAAGAUUGCAGCGCACCCACACCCACCGAGGACACACAGGACUACCCUUACUCCCCCUCCUCCCUCCCCUCCUGCCUGCCUUCCUCCCUCCCUCCCUCCCUCUUUCUCAUGCUGUCUCUCUUAACUCUGCGCUCAGCGUUAUCACAAGUGCUGGGGUUGUAGUCAGGCUGACGGUCGCCUCUCAUCGGAGCCCCUGAGGAGAAACUUCAAGAAUCUCGUCCCCACGGCUUCCCUCCUGCACAAGGAUGCUGGAGCUCGGACCGAGAUGGCUGAUCUGCUUGUCGGUUCUGUGUGUGUGUCUCUGCCUGCCGAGGGAGUCGAACGCCAGGAGAGCCCCCAAGAUUCCCCGCUGUCCGGCGACCUGCUCCUGCACCAAAGACAGCGCCUUCUGUGUGGACACCAAGGCCAUCCCCAAGAGCUUCCCCCCUGGAAUCAUCUCCCUGACGAUGGUGAACGCAGCCUUUACAACGAUCCCAGAGGGGGCUUUCUCGCACCUUCACCUGCUGCAGUUCCUGCUCUUGAACUCCAACACGUUCACUGUGAUCGCUGAUGACGCCUUCGCUGGUCUGUCUCACCUGCAGUACCUGUUCAUCGAGAAUAAUGACAUCCAGGCUCUGUCAAAGUACACGUUCAGAGGACUCAAAUCCCUGACUCAUCUAUCCCUCUCAAACAACAAUCUGCAGCAGCUGCCGAGAGAUCUCUUCAAACAUCUCGACAUCCUCACAGAUUUAGACCUGCGGGGGAACUCCUUCCGCUGUGACUGUAAAAUCAAGUGGCUGGUAGACUGGAUGGAGAAGACCAAUACUUCUGUUCCAGCCAUCUACUGUGCCAGCCCCUUUGAGUUCCAGGGGCGGCGAAUCCAGGAUCUGGCACCGCGAGAUUUCAACUGCAUCAGCGCAGAUUUUGCGGUUUAUGAGACCUUCCCGUUCCACUCUGUGUCAGUGGAGUCCUAUGAGUUCAGUGGGGAUCAGUUUGUGACGUUUGCUCAGCCUGAUUCAGGGUACUGCACCUUGUAUGUGUGGGAUCAUGUGGAGAUGGUCUUCAGGAGGUUUCAUAACAUCACCUCUCGCUCUGCUGUGUACUGCAAGCCGGUGGUCAUAAAUGACAGUCUCUACAUGGUCGUGGCUCAGCUUUUCGGUGGAUCUCAUAUCUACAAGUGGGAAGAGGACCCGCAGCGCUUUGUAAAGAUCCAAGACAUCGACACCACUCGCGUGAGGAAGCCCAACUUCGUGGACACCUUCCAGCUGGAUGGGGAGUGGUACUUUGUGGUAGCAGACAGCUCCAAGGCAGGCUCCACCAGCAUUUAUCGCUGGAACAGCAAUGGGUUCUACUCCCACCAGUCCCUUCAUCCCUGGCAUCGGGACACCCACGUGGAGUUCCUAGACGUGGGGGGAAAGCCUCACCUCAUCCUGUCCAGCGCCUCUCAGCCGCCGGUGGUCUACCAGUGGAACCGAAGCCAGAAGCAGUUUGCUUUCUUCUCGCAAAUCACGGAGCUGGCUGAUGUGCAGAUGGUCAAGCAUUUUUUGGUGAGAAAGGUUCUUUACCUUUGCCUCACACGCUUCAUUGGUGACUCCAAGAUCCUCCGCUGGGAGGGGCAGCGUUUCAUUGAGAUCCAGACCCUCCCCUCUCGGGGCUCCAUGGCAGUGUACCCUUUCACGGUGGGCCUCCGCCAGUACCUCAUUCUAGGAAGCGAUUUCUCCUUCUCCAGAGUUUACCUGUGGGAUGACCUCACUCAGCGCUUUCAGCCAUUCCAGGAGCUGAAUAUGAGGGCGCCGCGGGCGUUCAGCUUGGUAUCUGUCGACAACAAGGACGUUCUGCUGGCUGCCAGCUUCAAAGGCAACACUCUGGCCUACCAGCACCUGGUGGUGGAUCUCAGCGCCAAGUAGACAUGUUGGAGCCAGAGCGACGGGAGGAGAUUGUGAGCAUUUAUCAACAUGUGCCAAAUAAAUGAGAGACUGCAAAGUGUUUAAGCCAUGUAACUAAAGGUCUGCUGGUUCACCUGAUGUUUCGAGCAAGGCGACUAAUUAAAUUAUUUAUCUAUUUUUAUGCACUAUGUCUUAACGUCAGAAUGAAAUGACGGGAUGAAACACAGCGUCACUAACAAGCCAACAUCAGUGUCAGAUCAGUGCUGCAUCACUGCUUCGGUUCUGCCAACCAAACAUGCAUCCCAGUUAGUUUUCCGAGGUAUUAUACUGCAUACUUUAACAAUGUCAGAACGAUGUGCAUGUGCAUCUGCUGAAUUAUUCACUGGAUCAGAGAGGAUGUUGUAACUGACUGUAAAGCUAUGAUCGUUUUGUAAUUUGCACAGUGUGAUUUUUAUCUGUGACGUUUUGCAUGACACAGUACAAACGAUAAACCUGUGGAAACUAAGCAAUACUUCAAACCCUUGAUUAUGUUUAUCUUUAUAUAUGAACCUAUUUUAGAUUUAAUGUUCAUUCUGCUAUAAUAACAUGGAAUCAGAGCUGGCCUGAGAUGUGAGCAAAACUAAGCAAGGGGCCCCAAAAUGUGAACUUUUUGUUAUAAUUUAAGUUUUUGAAAACAUAUUCCUUGGUUUUGUUAUGGUGCCCACCACUGAAAUGUCCCUUCACUUCACAAGGUGGAAAAUUACAAAAUAUGUGAUGGCACCUUAACACAUGUGGGGUUUAUGUGUAAUUCUUUGUUUGAGCUAUAACAAGGUGAGAGAAUGUAUAUUAAAGUUAUUUUUUAAAAAAAACUUCUAAUGCCAUCUUGUUUUUAAUGUACUGUCACAAACUGUAGUAUUUCGUUGUUGUUAUGAACAUUUGCACAUGAAAACGUGGUGGGGAAGCAGGCGAAAUAAAAGCUUAUGACCUCUAAA
This is a messenger RNA of Scatophagus argus, 4390 nucleotides long. It is a transcript of the gene lgi3, whose product is annotated as leucine-rich repeat LGI family, member 3. Gene Ontology annotation, biological process: regulation of exocytosis. NCBI's taxonomy places the organism in Eukaryota, Metazoa, Chordata, Actinopteri, Scatophagidae. The record is from RefSeq and is a predicted model, not a curated record. The transcript has 11 exons. Gene Ontology annotation, molecular function: protein binding. Gene Ontology annotation, cellular component: synaptic vesicle. The coding region runs from base 1800 to 3440 and encodes 546 amino acids.